Sinocyclocheilus anshuiensis is the source of this 3096-nucleotide messenger RNA. RefSeq names its product protogenin B-like. The record is from RefSeq and is a predicted model, not a curated record. The coding region runs from base 1 to 3018 and encodes 1005 amino acids. The transcript has 17 exons. Lineage: Eukaryota; Metazoa; Chordata; Actinopteri; Cypriniformes; Cyprinidae. Gene Ontology annotation, biological process: cell-cell adhesion. Gene Ontology annotation, molecular function: protein binding.
AUGCCUUACUGCCGCCCUGGAUUUGUUGAGGUCAGAGGUCAGAGGUCAGAUUUAUCCUCCUUCACUCAGCAGCCGGCAUCAAUCACGGUUAUGGAGGGAUCUGUCGCACGAUUCACCUGUAAGAUCACAGCCACGCCCCCUCCAAUCAUCACCUGGGAGUUUAACAGAGUCACUUUACCACUGGCCACUGAAAGAAUCACAGUGCUGCCCAGCGGCGUUUUACAGAUUCAGGGAGUCGAACAGGCUGAUGCUGGGAGUUACCGCUGUGUGGCGACUAAUAUAGCCAGCCGCCGCAGGAGCUCCGAGGCCGAGCUAACCGUGAACGCAGCUCCAUCUCCCAGAGUUCCUCAAAGGCCUCGUAUCACCGCCGGUCCGCAGAAUCUGACCGUGGCGGUACACAGCACGGCUCUGCUGGAGUGCAUGGCGACCGGAAAUCCUCGUCCGCUGAUCUCAUGGAGCCGCGCCGACCAUAAAUCCAUUGACGUUCACAAAACAAAGGUUCUUGGCAAUGGAAACCUGCUCAUAUCCGACGUGAAACCCCAGCACGCUGGGAUCUACUUUUGCCGCGCAACUACGCCGGGAACCAGAAACUACACGAUUGCAGCCGCUAAUAUAACUGUGCUAGCGCCGCCGUCUCUCGUGGAAUGGCCGGAAAGCGUGACCCGGCCGAGGGCUGGUACCGCCCGCUUCGUAUGUGUGGCAGAGGGGUUUCCGACGCCUCAGAUCACAUGGCUGAAGAACGGUGAACCCGUUCACUCGAAUGGACGCGUCAAGAUGUAUAACAGUAAACUGGUGAUUAACCAGAUCAUUCCGGAAGAUGACGGCAUAUACCAGUGUCAGGCGGAGAAUGAGCAGGGUUCGGUUCUGGCCAUGGCUCGUCUGAUCGUAGUGAUGUCGGACAACCGGCCGAGCGCGCCCAGAAACAUCCGCUCGGACACCGUGUCCAGCUCAGCCAUCCUACUGGCCUGGGAGAGACCCAUGUACAACUCAGACAAAGUCAUCGCCUACUCUGUGCACUACAUGAAGGCAGAAGGUCUAAAUAACGAAGAGUACCAGAUUGUUAUCGGUAACGAUACUACCCGCUACAUCAUUGAUGACCUGGAGGCCGGGCGGAACUACACCUUUUACAUCGUAGCGUACAUGCCCAUGGGUGCCAGCCGCAUGUCUGACCAUGUCAUACAGCGCACACUCGAGGACGUUCCCUUGCGUGCUCCUGAGUUGAGCCUCACCAGCCGCAGUCCCUCUGAUAUCCAGGUAUCAUGGCAGACUCUGUCUCAUAAGCUGAGUCGCGGCCGUGUGUCUGGGUACCGCCUCUCGUACAGGACCAGCACAGACGGGGCAGUGACACAGCUGGAGCUCUCAGGACACAAAACCCAUCACCUCCUGGAGGGUCUUCAGCCAGACACCACGUAUCUGCUCCGCAUCGCUGCAGCGACCAGCGUGGGAUGGGGAGAACCAUCGGCCUGGACGUCCCACAGAACACCGAAGGCUUCCAGCACUAAAGUGCCCCUGGCACCAGAGCUGCAGCUGGAGUCUCUGAACUGCACAACUGUGGUUUUGCGUUGGCAUCUCCCAGCGGGAAGCGCCACUGGACUGCAGGGCUACAAACUUUCCUACCAUGAAGAGAGUGAACCAGUAGGACCGCCGACCCAGAUUCCCCCUCACCUCCGCCAGCACACCAUUGGAGGCCUGGAUCCAAGAAAGAAGUACCAUGUCAAGCUCUUGGCCUAUAGUCUCAUGGGUGAAGGAUACCAGGCAGACCAGACCAUCAGCACACCGGGAUGUGUUUCGGUUCGUGAUCGUCUGGUCCCGCCCCCUCCGCCACCUCAUCACGUUUACGCCCGCAGUAACUCCUCCUCCUCGGUGUUCCUGCAUUGGGCCCGACCCGCUUUCACCGGCGGACAGACGGUCAACUACACAGUGCGCUGUAACCCGGUGGGACUGCAGAAUGCCUCGCUGGUGCUGUACCUGCAGGCUGCGGCCCAGAGUCUGAUGGUCACUGAUUUGGACCCAAACACCAAUUAUGAGUUUGCAGUUCGUCUUCAUGUGGAUCAGCUGUCCAGCCCCUGGAGUCCUGUGGUUUACCAGACCACACUACCUGAAGGGAGCGUCACGAUGGCCCUGCUGGAGAAUCUUCAGUCCGGUCAGGUGUACCUGGUGAAGGUCUCAGCGUCCAAUCAGAUGGGAGACGGACCGUUCUCACCUGCAAUAGAACUGACCGUGGCUACAGACGGACACGCCCCCCGAGCACACGGCUCCGCCCACGGCACUGCGUUUUCUGAUGGUUUCUAUCACCUGGAUCAGAGGUCAAUGACGGGGAUAGUGGUGGGCGUGUGCAUCGCUUUAACCUGCAUUAUCAUCUGCGUCCUCAUACUGGCCUGCAGGAGCAAAACCAGGCAAUCAUCCACUACCAAAUCCAUCAGACAAGCAGGAGGACAGACUCCGCCCACUGCUGUCCGUCUGGCCAAUCAGAGUCAAGCUGAGAGUGUGGAGGUGAAGAUGCCCAUGAUGAGGGAUCAAUUCAUAGAUGCAAACGGCGGAACAAAUCUGAUCAUUAACAGCUAUGGACCAGUGAAGCCCACCACUGAGAAGAAGAAACGAAAGAGAUGGAACUUCUUUAAGAGGGAUAGCAAGGAUGUGAAGAGGGUCUCCAGUCCAUCUUACUCCUAUCAUCAUGGCACCACCCUGCUGUGUUACACAGAAACCUCUCCUCAACACCCGCCGUCUUCUCUGCAGGGAUUGUUUGGGCCACCGGGGGGCGACAGUGAGGGCUCUCAUUCCAGCGAGGGCAGCCACGAGACGGGCGACUCGGGACGCUACUCUCACGACGACACCGAGGCGACUAACCUGUCUCUGGGUGUCGGCAGUCGCCUGGCCUCCCUGCACGGCGAGGAUAGCGAAGCGUCGGACGAAACGCCCGUUCACGAGGUUACAGAGAAAGAGCUGCAUCCCCACGUGAUCCUAAUGACGGAAACGACACUUCAGAAACAGGAAAUGAUGGAGCCACAUCCUGUUUAGCAAAAAACCCUUGUGCUCUCUGGCGUCCCCUUCUGCUUAAACGGACUACUGAGCAGUGCUGGACGACCUGAGACAUCC